AUGGCAGAGGAAGACAUGAAGAAUAUUGAAGAAGAGAAGAAUCGGGAGCCCAAUAACAGUCAGCACAUUGAUAUCAAGUACACAGAAAACCAUGAAGGUCCCAACAGUAAUGAUCAAAACAUUUUAGAUAGUAAUGAUGUUGACAGGAACACAAAGAGUGGUAAAAUUCUAUUCGAUAAUGCUCAUGUUGAUGGGGACAUGGUUAGUUAUAGUCAAAUUAUUUCUGAAGAAGAUAUUAUCAAUUUUGAUGAGGCCAUUAGAAGUCAUAAUCAAACUGUUUCAAAUGGGAAUGGGAAAGAAAAUAUUGUUUACGUGACAAUGAGCAAUCCUAGCCACAGUUUAUCUGAUGAUGAUGAGACCAUGAGAAAUCUUAAUCAAACUAUUUCUGAAGAUAAUGAUGACGAUGAUAGUUCAGAAGAUGACGAUGAUAGUUCAGAAGAUAUAUUUGAUGAUGAUGAUGAUAGUUCAGAAGACAAUAAUGACGAUUCUGAUAGUUCAGAAGAUAAUGAUGAUGAUGGUAGUUCAGAAGAUAAUAAUGAUGAUGAUGAUAGUUCAUAUGAUAAUUACUACGGUGAUCAAAAGACUACCAGCACUCUUAGUGAAAAUAUUUCUGAUGAUGAAACCAUGAGCUAUUCCAAUCAAGCUGUUUCCAUUGAUCAUAUUAACGAAACUGUAAACACUGAACAUGAAAGUAGCAGAGAUGGUAUUAUUGAAGGUGGCAUAUAUGAUGAUGAUGCAGAAGAAGAUGAUGAAGUUGAAGAUGAGACUUAUCAAUGCUCUCAUAAUGACUUAAAAGAUGAUGAUUUAGACCAUGCCAAGAAGCUAUGUGUUAAUACUAAGCUUUCAAGGGAUAAAUUGGAGUUACUGGUGCCAGAACGAGACUCUUUGACCUCUGAUCAAUCAUUUAUGGGAGGAGAUCUGAUGUCUUCUAAUCAGGAUUCUUUUGAUGAUACUAAAGUAACUGACCAUACACACGAUCAUGAUAAUACCAAUUCCUCUACAGUGUCAACAGCAGCUGAAACUAGUAAAGAAAAAACAAUAGAAAUUAGUCUCCUAAAACUUGCCCAUGUUCAAAUAAAAGAAUCCAAACAGAGUGAUCAAAAUCAAGAUAAAUUCCAAGAUUAUGAAAACAAUAAUACCGACAAAAUGGAUCACAUUGUGGAAUCCAAACAGGUUAAUCAAAAUCAGCAUAAUGAAAACAAUGAUAUUGACAAAAUAGAUCACAUCAUGGCUGAAGAAGAUGAAAAAAAGAAAGUCAAAGAGUUCAAUGAUAAUGACAAAGUAGAUCACAUUGUGGCUGAAGCCAAUGAAACAAACAAACUCAUUGAAGACAAUGGUAAAGUAGAUCACAUUGUGGCUGAAGCCAGUGAAACAAACAAACUUAGUGAAGACAAUGGUAAAGGAGAAAAUGAGAAGUUGCAUACUUCAGAUAUUGGAGUAUUAACUGACAGUAUUUCCUCAUCUGAUCAGAAGGCAAUGCGAGUAAUAAACCAAGCUAAAACUUUCUUUGGUUAUGUACCUCAAACGAAGCGUCCUAUAAGGGAGGAGGGACAAGAAGAGCACAUGCAAUAUGAAUAUGAAGCCCAUCAUCUCAAUCAUGAUCUAUACCAUGUUCCUCAGUUUGGAGAUGAUGCUGCCAGAAAGGAAAGUAAGAACACGAAUAACACACUAACAUAUGAUAUGGAAGUACAGACUGAUAACGUUGACACUUAUCCAGAAGCAGAUGUUCAUGAAUCCAGGACUAUAGAAGUACAGACUGAUAAUGUUCAUGAAUCCAGGACUAUGGAAGUACAGACUGAUAAUAUUGGCACUUAUCCAGUAGCAAAUGUUCAUGAAUCCAGGACUAUGGAAGUUCAGACUGAUAAUAUUGACACUUAUCCAGUAGCAAAUGUUCAUGAAUCCAGGACUCUGGAAGUACAGACUGACACUUAUCCAGUGGCAAAUGUUCAGGAAUCCAGGACUACAUGUAAACGAAUUAGAUUGUCAAACUCUUCACCAAGACCUCUGGCAACUGUAACUAUUGAUAUAUAUAGCCGAGGAAGAACAUACUAUUCUUAA
Molecule: messenger RNA, 2058 nt
Organism: Cryptomeria japonica (Japanese cedar)
Lineage: Eukaryota; Viridiplantae; Streptophyta; Pinopsida; Cupressales; Cupressaceae
Exons: 1
Coding region: 1-2058 (685 amino acids)
Source: RefSeq, a predicted model, not a curated record